Molecule: messenger RNA, 13524 nt
Organism: Ostreococcus tauri
Lineage: Eukaryota; Viridiplantae; Chlorophyta; Mamiellophyceae; Mamiellales; Bathycoccaceae
Product: Dynein heavy chain
Exons: 1
Coding region: 1-13524 (4507 amino acids)
Biological process (GO): microtubule-based movement
Cellular component (GO): dynein complex
Molecular function (GO): ATP hydrolysis activity; dynein intermediate chain binding; dynein light intermediate chain binding
Source: RefSeq, a predicted model, not a curated record
AUGAUGGAUGAAUUUUUCGAUGGAGUCGCGCGGGAUGGUAAACGCGUGGUGGCCAUCUUUGCUCACGGUCAGAUUGUGCGAAAGCCAAAUUCCGGAGACGAGUUCGUGAUUCGACUCACGCGUGAUAUUCCCAGAGAUGUUCGUCGAGCAUCCGUGCUCAUUCGCACUUCCAACAGAGAAAGCGGGAGCGCCGAUUAUUUGCUUCCUACGUCUCCUCUCGUCGCUGGCGAUGACGUGAACGUGCUACACAUUAGUCCGGACUUGAUGAGUUUGAAGACGCUCGAAAAAUUCAUGCUCGGCGUGUACUCCUUGUCGAUGCGUCGUGAAACGUCAACGAUUGCGCGAGUCCGUGGAGACGGCGUCGUUGAUUCUGACUCUCUCGCUAGCGAUCACGAGGCGCACGCGCACGCGUUCAUGUCAAAACUUGUUGAUGCAUCUAAUGCACGUCAGACGAUUUUGUACGUGCCGGAGAACGAGGGCGGCGGUAACGUUGAGAACAUCGUCGCCAACUGGACGAGGCAACUCCGGGCUGCACUGGGACGGAAUGGAGAUCAAAUCGAAGACGACGUGAAUUCGAGUGAAUUCAUUGAGACAGCGCUUUCUCCGCUCGCCGGUUUGUUACAAUUCUGGCCCAAGCGUGCGGCGAACCUUCGGGGACUUCUCGAGCAGGUACAAUCAGAAGGUGUGAAGGGGAUAUUAAGGCGCCUCGCGUCUCAGAAAAACGCCAACUAUUUACUGGAAGAUAUGGACGCCUUUCGAGAAUCGCUCGAAUACGAGCUUAGAAUCGCGAAGCAGGCGAAUGUAGCGCUCAAGUUGGUGAAACCGUCGUGUGAAAUGCUCAUCACGGCUGAACUAGCGGAUGUACGAGCGAUUCUACCUCGGCUCGCCGACGUCAUGUGCGACGCUUGGGAGGCAAGAUGUUUAGAAGACGAAGAAUCAGCGGAGGAUCUCCACGUCGAACUACUGAAAAGAAUUGGUGAUCAAAUAGCCGCCGUGUGUAAGCGCUCUUUCGACGUCAAGGACAUCGUACGGGAGGAAGAAUCGAGCAGCGACGAUUACGACAAGGCCAUUUGCACCCUUCGGGAAUGCGCAAACGUCGCCGAACUCUGGAAGGAGGUUUAUGUUGAGCGCACCGAAGUUGAAGAUAAAGCUACACCUUGCGUCGAUACUACGACGACGUUCUCGCAUCUGGACGCUUUUUCGCACCGGUGUAAGGAUUUACUGGAAUUGUGUGAGGCGCGCGAACAGUUCGCACCGCCCAUGUCUCGUUCGUUUCCAAGCACGGAUGGCAUAAUCCGUUACAAGCUCGACGCAAGAAUGCAAGUCAUGAAACGCAUUUUCAUCAGCAUCAUUACCGAAGGUUUGGCAAAUAUUGAGUACGACAUACUUGAUGUGUCUACAACCCACUGGCAUGACGAUUUUGCCGCGUUCAAGUCGCGAGUCAAGAAGUUGGAAAUGAAACUCUGCGCGAUUUUCGGCGAAGCUCUAGAGCAAACGACGACACUGAACGCUCGAGCAGAGUUACUGCGCAUUUUGCACACGAGUGUGGCUCGAAGGGACGCGACAAUUCGAGCGUUGGAAUACCACGCGGCGCGGACAUACGGUUCGUUUGCGGAAGAACUGCAAGCGGUGAAGCGUCAAUUUGAUGCACACCGCCAGAAACCUCCGAUCGAGGCAAAGCUCACGCAAACGUUUGGUUCAGUUCAGUGGGCGCGUAAAUUACUGCAUCGCCUCGAAGCUGGUUUCGGUGAGCUGCGACGAGCGCACGCAGAUGGGGCGUUACCGAGUCUACCAGAGUUGAUCGAUUUACUUGCAGGGUAUAAUUUGACCACACCACAAAUUCGUCUCUUCAUCGACGAAAAGUAUUCUGAAUGGGAACACAAAAUGCAUGAGUUGAGUGUGGACGAUCGUCUGCGACAGCCGAUUUUGCGCGUCGAAGAAAGUGGACGAUCGUGUGUGGUGUACGCAGAUGAUUUGCAAAUCGCAUGCAUCGACGCCCGCGCAUUCGCAUCAAUCUCUCGAAAUGUUCCGAUUGGUCUCAGGGAAGUUGCGUUCGGCGAUGUCCAAGCCUCGCAUCACGCGCUUCGCGAGCGACUCCUCGCGUUAGUGGACAGAAACAACUCGUUAUUGGAAGAAAUCCGAGAGGGACAGCACGUGAAACAGCUCUUCGAAGGAAACAUUGGAAUCUUGCACAACCUCUUUCGUGCGGCCGCGACAGAAUUAACGUGGCGAUCUGAAACAUCCGUAAUUGAUCGAUUUUGCACGGAGGCAGACGCAUUUUGCACGUUUUGUCGAGAUAGACUGGUCAAGUUUAAGUUAUUGAGUUCACGAAUAACCCUGGCACUCGAGAAACUCUCUGGCACUCUGUUACAUGGAGAUGUAAACGAUGGCGUGCGCUCCCUGAAUGAGCUGAACAGUGCGUACAAGGAUCGUGUUGAUGAUAUUCGCGAACUCUUUCGGGAUACGAGCGACGCGGUUCGCAAAAUGCUCAGGGAUCAACUUGAUGCCAUCGGGAACGUUGACGCACGAAGUCAACCGUGGGUGAUGUACACAACGCACGUCGAAGAGUCCUUCGUCUAUGCGCUCCGCAAAGUUUUGAUGCGUAUGUUGUCACAUUUUAACACUACGAUGGGGCGACGCGUAUGCGAAUUAAUGCCGCAAAAGCCGAUAGUUCUGAUGCACUUUGACCUGAAGCGCGACGACAGCAGCAAUCAAGUUGAGACAACACCUGGAGUGGCUCAUCUGAGUAACAUGAUACAGGUCCUCUUUAGCGAUGCUCUUGGCGUUUACGAGAGUAUUCCUCAGAUGUCUGCAGAGCGUUCUUUUCACGAGAGACUGGUCGACGAUAAUCGUGAAAUCAUACAUCGGGUUUGGGUGAGUGUGGACGACUCGAUGAAAAUCAUCACUUGCGAACUCACUAAACUGGCGCAGCACUGGGAAGAACGCUAUUGUCAUCUUUGGUCGAAUCAGGCUGUUAAUUUUGAAGAUAAUGCCGCCAUAGAAGCACACGUUCGCCACCUACGAGAGUCCACAGAGGACGUUCAAAGCGAGGAGCAAACUCACGUUAUUGGUUUUGUGCGAGUCGAGUGUGGUUAUCUGAAGCAAAGUUUGCUCUCUCUGUCACGAGCGAACGCGGAGGAGACUAUUGGAAUGUUACGAUCGAAAGCGCAGUCCGAAGUACAAGAGGUGAUUCGCUACUUUUCGUCGAGUUUGGCAGUCUUUGAGCGGACGCCCUCCAACAUUCCUGAGCUUGUCGCCCACGUAGGUGCGAUGGAGAAACUUCGGUCCAGUCUGGAAUCAGUACCAGCGACGUUCGUCAAACCGAGGGAGACUUUUCGCGUUUUGAAUCAGUUUGCAGACAUCACAGAGACAGAGUCCGAACUCUUGGCGUCGAUUGACGGUGAAUUUGAAGAGUUCAAAGCGUUGUUGGAGACGGUCGAGUCAAAUCUUGUUACAACAAAAGACGUGUUCAAAAAGGAGCUGCAAGUGUCGAUAUCGGAUCUUGAAAAGGAUUCAAAGGAGUAUCACACGAAGUUUGCGCUCUCUGCACCCACGCAGACGCACCCUUCUUGCACGCAAACCGCGUGCGACAAUGCGUGGGCCUUCAUCGAGAGCGUCGACGAAGCGCUCACCCUAUUCAACGAGCGCGCCAAGGUGAUCUUGAGCGGACUCGUGGUCUUUAAGGAACUCUCUCAUCCUUUUCUAGAUGAUAUCGAGGAAGUACGAAGUGACUUGGAGCAGCUCAAAUUCCUUUGGCAGGUCGUAAGAGGGUGGAAUACCAUGUAUGAAGGAUGGAAAGAUGGCAAAUUCAACGACCUGGACGUUGAUUCCAUGGAAGGCUCGGCGACAUUGCUGUGCAAAAAAAUAACCAAGCUAGGUCGCGGUAAAGUUAAAAACUGGGGCGCGUGGAUCAGUUUGAAGGAAACGGUUGAUUCAUUCAAGCGCAUUACGCCUCUCAUAAUUGACAUGCGGAACCCAGCGAUUCGGCAGCGACACUGGGAGCUCGUCAUGGAUGCGUGCGGACAGCGAUUCGAUCCAGAAAGCGAUGCGUUCACGUUGGAUAAGGUCGUGGAGCUCGGUCUAGAUCACCAUGCAGAAGCCAUAUCCGAAAUCAGCACGGACGCUACGAAGGAGCUUUCUGUUGAAAAUACACUUCGCGGCAUCGCGAACGAAUGGACAAAUAUAGCUCUCGACACCGGUCCAUUCAAGGAAGGUAGAGACGACGUAAUGAAGCUACGCAGCGCUGAAGAUAUUUUCAAUGCUCUUGAAGAUCACACGGUGACGCUGAGUACUCUGAAAGCGAGCAAGUUCUUUUCUGUUUUUGAGCAUACAAUCACGUCAUGGGAGAAGACGCUCGGGAUGGUGAAUGACGUGGUCGAGAUGGUGUUGAAAGUCCAACUUGCAUGGAUGUACCUCGAGAACAUUUUCAUCGGCAGUGACGAUAUUGCACGACAGCUCCCCAAAGAGACAGAAACGUUCGGUGCGAUCAACGUUCGUUUCAUCGAUGUCAUGCAGGAAAUGCAUCGGACGAGUAACGUUGUCUCGGCGUGCACAGCAGCGCAAGCCCCUGAUAUUAAUGAUACUCCCGACGACAAGCUAUUGUUAGAGCUUAGCGACAUGGACGCAAAGCUUGAACUCAUUCAAAAAUCGCUCGAUGAUUAUCUUGAGUCGAAAAGGCAGGCCUUUCCACGCUUUUACUUUCUGAGUAACGAUGAUUUGCUGCAAAUUUUGGGUCAGGCCAAGGAACCGGAGAACAUCCAACCGCACCUUAAAGGCAUGUUUGAAGGCAUCAAAAAGUUGAAGAUGCAUGCUCCGGAUCCGCUCACCGGCAGGAAGCACUAUGAGUCUGUCGCGAUGACAUCUCCAGACGGAGAAACGAUUCCUUUCGACGAUCCAAUUCGCACGGAGGGACGUCCGGAGGAAUGGUUGAACACUGUAGAGGCAGCCAUGUACGCAGCCACAAAGUCGCAAUUGGCCAGCACAUACGACGCACGCCGCACAAAGGGCGUUAAAAAGGACAAGUGGGUCAAGGAUAAUCCAGGUCAGAUGCUCAUCACAGCUGGCUGCAUCGCUUGGACGACAGAGUGCGAACGCGCGCUACGCGAUCCGGAAGACGUCAAGGAUGCUCUCAAGAAGUUGAGACGGAAAUGGAUUCAAUACCUGAACAAACUUGUUGAGUUGACGCGAACGUCUCUGGAUAAGGUGACGCGUAAAAAGGUGACGGCGCUGAUAACCAUCGAAGUGCACGCGCGAGACGCUAUCGAGAAGCUAAUUAGGAGCGGCUGUUCGUCACCGAGCGAUUUUGAGUGGAUUUCACAGCUGAGAUUUUACUGGGAUCGCGAGACGAAACAUUGCACAGUGAAGCAAGUUCUCAGCGUGUUUGACUACGGAUACGAGUACCAAGGUAACAAUGGUCGAUUAGUGGUCACGCCACUGACCGAUCGAUGCUACAUGACGCUUGGCGCGGCGAUGUUUACUCGUCGAGGAGGUAAUCCACUUGGCCCAGCGGGCACUGGUAAGACGGAAACGGUUAAGGAUUUUGGCAAGGCGCUCGCGCGUUACGUCAUUGUUUUCAAUUGUUCUGACGGUGUAGAUUAUAAGAUGACGGGUAAGAUGUUCAGUGGAUUAGCUCAAACGGGAGCAUGGGCUUGUCUAGACGAAUUCAACCGUAUCACGGUUGAGGUAUUGUCCGUCGUCGCAACACAAAUCAGCGUCGUCAUGGCAGCUGUCAAGCAAAAUUUGACAAUGUUCGAAUUCGAAGGUCAACGCAUUCGUUUGAUUCCAUCUUGCGGUGUGUUUGUGACGAUGAAUCCAGGCUACGCCGGCCGCGCUGAGCUCCCCGACAACCUCAAAGCCAUCGUUCGACCAGUGUCAAUGAUGGUACCUGAUUUUUGUCUGAUUGCUGAAAUAAUGAUGUUCAGCGAGGGAUUCACAAACGCCAAGUCACUGGCCAAGAAAAUGGUAGCAAUUAUGGAGUUGAGUCAACAACAACUCAGCAAACAAGAUCACUACGAUUACACGUUACGUUCAUUCAUUAUUCCUAUUUCUCGCGCCGCGGGAACGAAGAAGCGCGAAACUCCGAACGUGGACGAACAUCUAAUUUUGUUCAACGCCAUGAGAGACUUGAUCAUUCCGAAACUCGUCUAUAUUGACAUCCCACUAUUCAAGGCGUUGAUAACCGACUUGUUUCCCGACGUAAGUGCGCCGCAGGAGGAUUCAGUCGUACUCCGAGAAGCGCUCAUUGAGGAGUGCAAACACAACAACUUACAACCAGAGGACGCAUGGAUCUCGAAGAUUGUGCAGAUUUUUGACUGUAAAACGGCUCGACACGGGAACAUGAUCGUGGGGAAGACUGGAUCGGGAAAAACACGAGCGAGAGAAAUGUUAAUGAAAGCGAUGGCGCGAUUGAAGCAAAAUGGAGUGCACAGCGAGAAUUUCCAGAACGUCGAACUGUAUCCAAUUAAUCCACUCGCAUUGUCAAACGACGAACUUUACGGCUCGUUCGACCAAGCGACACACGAAUGGUCGGAUGGAGUCUUAGCGAAGAUCAUGCGCGACGUGUGCAAAGACGAGUCACCCAAUCAAAAGUGGAUUAUAAUGGAUGGUCCGGUGGAUACGCUAUGGAUUGAAAGUAUGAAUACGCUCUUGGACGACAAUAAAUUGCUGACACUGCUCUCAGGUGAGAGAAUUAUGAUGAGCUCUCAGGUGUCCAUCUUGUUCGAGGUUGAAGAUCUUUCACAGGCGUCGCCAGCGACUGUUUCUCGAGCCGGGAUGAUUUACUUCAACGUUGAAGAUCUUGGAUGGCAACCUUACAUCCUAAGCUGGCAGAGUGAAAGGAAGCUUCAUGGUGAUGCGGAUGAGAUCAUCGAGGAAACGUUGUCGAGGUGCAUCGACAAAUACAUCAACGAAGCGUUGGAGUUCAAGCGCAUGAAGUGCACGGAACUCGUGCAGACUGAUCAGCUUGCAAACGUUCGGCAAUUUACGACGCUUUUUGACGCGCACACAGUUUCGAGCGCCGAGCACGUUGAAGCGAUAUGUGUGUUUUCUCUAGUGUGGUCGAUCGGGGGAUCGAUUGACCAUGCGAGUCGCAUACGAUUCGACGAUAUGCUACAUCGCAUCAUGCCGCCGAAGCUAUUCCCGCACACACCGGCUUCGGCACCAACAGAUGUGACAGUGUUCGAUUUCUAUUACGACAACGACCGUUGCGCUUUCUUGCCGUGGGUGGAGAAAAUACCAACGUACCAUCUCCCUCAUGAAGGAUUGCCGUUCUUUAAAAUUAUGAUACCGACAAUUGAUUCCGUUCGGACGAAGCAUGUCGCGUCGCUCCUGCUUGGCGCUGGCUCAAAUACGCUCAUCGUUGGCAACGUGGGCGUCGGCAAGUCUAUGGUUGUCGAUUCUUUAUUAACUGAACUCCCAGAAGGAUACGUUGGCAGUAGAAUUACGUUUAGCGCUCAGACGAGCUCUAAUUCGCUUCAAGAAACUGUCGAGGGCAAGCUCGAAAAACGUUCAAAAGGGAGUCUCGCGCCUCCCGGAGGACGAAAGCUCGUGCUCGCCAUCGAUGAUUUGAACAUGCCAAAGAAAAGCGAGUUCGGCUUCAUCCCACCGCUAGAACUACUAAAAUUAUGGAACGAUAAUGGCUUUUGGUACGACCGAUCCAAGCAAGAGCGAACUUACGUGAACGACAUGAAGCUCCUUGCGGCCAUGGCGCCACCCGGCGGCGGUCGUAACCAGUUUUCCCAGCGCAUUUUGUCCAUGUUCGCCGUUUUGAACAUGACGGAUCCUUCAGAAUCCCAGCUUGAGAGAAUUUACGGUACGAUACUCGGUGAAAUGCAGUCCGAUUUCGACCAGUCAAUCGCAUCACUCGGCUCGAAUAUCGCAAAGGCCAGUAUCGCCGUGUUCAACUCACUCGUCUGCGAACUCUUGCCAACUCCGACAAAGAGUCACUAUCUGUUCAACACUCGAGAUCUUUCGAAAGUCAUACAAGGAGUCACACGCGCGACGAAACAGUUUUAUGAUUCCAAAGAAUCGAUUCUGCAGUUAUGGAUACACGAAAAUAUGCGUGUCUAUGGCGAUCGUCUGUGGGAUUUGAAGGAUGUAUCAUGGCUUCAGAGACAAAUCGACAGCACGAUGCAAGUACAUUUCGGUACGUCAUGGAACGAAACGUUACCGUCGUCUUUAUCGUCAAGUUCGUCUCAAGUGACGAGGAGUAAGGUCGACGAGGAGUUCCAUCUCUGCCCCCAGUUUGUUUCAUUCAUGCGUCAAGGUGUGGACGCGCCGCCGUACGAAGUUGUCGGUGAUGUGCCAGCACUCAAAGAAUUUCUCAGCGAAAAACUUGAGGAUUACGGACUGGAAGCUGGAAACGCGCCGAUGGAUCUCGUUCUUUUCAGUGAUGCGAUGACGCACGUGUGCCGUAUACAUCGCGUCCUCACUCAACCUCGUGGGCACGCCUUACUUGUCGGCGUAGGAGGAAGUGGACGUAAAUCGCUGGCGCGACUUGCAGCUUACGUGGCGGAGAUGACAUCUUUCUCUAUCGAAAUCACCAAGAAUUACAAGCAACUCGAGUUCAGAGAAGAUAUAAAGGUGUUGUAUCGUCAAACAGGCGUUACUGGCAAGCCGACGGUGUUCAUAUUGGAUGACACGCAAAUUGUCAAGGAGACAUUUCUGGAGGAUGUGAACAACGCACUGACCUCUGGUGAGAUUCCUGGUCUGUUUGCGAAAGACGAAGUGAGCGCUAUUUGUGAAGACAUGCGCAAGAUUGCAAAGGCACAAAAUAUUCGGGCGGUUACUCACGACGAGCUGUUCGCAUUCUUCAUGGAGCGCGUCAUGCAAAACUUGCACAUCGUUUUGUGCAUGUCCCCUGUUGGAGACGCCUUCCGAGAGCGAACGCGAAUGUUCCCUGGAUUGGUUAACUGUUGCACCAUCGACUGGUUCAAUGAUUGGCCGGUGGACGCGCUGAAGGAGGUCGCUGCGAAAAAGUUGCAAGGAGAUGACGUGGAAUCACGAAUAAAAGAUGACUUGUGUGAAAUUUUUGGGAAAAUUCACGCGUCGACAACAUCCGCCGCUGCCGAUAUGUUCUACGCAAUCAAGCGCAAGAUGUACGUAACGCCAACAAAUUAUAUCGAAUUCGUCAACUUUUUCCGAGCGCUAAUGGUUGAAAAGAAGCGAGAGUUGAACACAAAGAUUGAUAAACUCCAAGGUGGUUUGACAAAACUUGCGGAAACCGAGGUUCAAGUUCGCGACAUGCAAAGCGUCUGCAAGGACAAGGCUAAAGUGGUUGCCGAGGCAAAAACGGACUGUGAAAAGCUACUCAAGGUGAUUGUCCAGGACAAACGUGCGGCGGAUGAACAAAGCAUGCGUGUCAGUGCAGAGGCGGAGCGAAUCGAGGUGGAAGCGCAAAAGGCAAAUGUCAUUGCGGAAGAAUGUCAACUUAAGCUGGAUGAGGCGUUGCCAGCGCUCCGUGAAGCCGAAGCUGCGUUGAAUGUCCUGACAAAGAAGGACAUGGGUGAGCUCAAAUCAUACGUCAAACCUCCCGCAUUGGUCGAGUUGUGUUUGAAAGGUGUACUGACCGUGCUCAAGCGUCCGACAACUUGGGACGAAGCAAAAAAGCAGCUGGGAGAUUCAGGCUUCUUAGAGCGCUUGCUCCAUUUCGACAAAGACACGCUCGUCGAUGGAUUAUUGACAAAAAUGGCAAAGUUUGUGAACAAUCCUGAUUACCAACCUGACGUGAUCGGCAAAGUUUCCAAUGCAGCAAAGGGAUUGUGCAAGUGGGUUCACGCGAUGUUUUCGUACGGCAACGUUGCGAGGGAAAUCGCACCCAAGAGGCUGAUGCUCAAGCAAGCACAGGAUCAACUCACAACGAAACAAGAUGAUCUUGCCCUUACGCAGGCGAGUUUGGCGGAAGUUAUGGCUAAAGUGGCGGCGUUAAAGGAAAAUUACGAAAAGUCGGCCUCAAACAAGGCCUCGCUAGAAAGUGAACUCGCCGAUUUGGAGCUCAAGCUCGAACGAGCUGAAGCGUUAGUUGACGGCUUAUCAGGCGAGAAGAAGCGAUGGGCGAGUUCGAUUGAGGAAUUUAGCGAUCAGAUUGUGCGUCUUCCGGGAGACGUUUGUAUCGCUGCCGCUUUCAUGAGUUACGCCGGCGCGUUUCCGUCCGAGUAUCGAACGGCGCUCAUCGUAGACUCUUGGGUGCCGAUGUUGAAAGAGACGGGUAUUCCCUGUUCCAGUGGCUUUGAUUUCGCAAAAUUCCUCGCUGACCCCUCGGAUGUGCGAGAUUGGAACAUUCAAGGCUUGCCUGCCGAUUCAUUUAGCACCGAGAAUGGGGUCAUCGUCACUCGCGGCAAUCGGUGGCCGUUGCUCAUCGAUCCGCAGGGUCAGGGAAACAAGUGGAUCAAGUCGAUGGAAGCUUCGAACGGGCUGAUCGUUACAGCUUUACACGCUCCCGAUAUGGUGCGCCAGGUCGAACACGCCGUUCAAUUCGGCGUUCCGAUCCUCAUACAGGAUAUCAAGGAGACUAUUGAUCCAAUCUUGGAGAAUGUUGUCGCAAAAGCCUUCAUUAAGAAAGGCGGCUCGAUGACGGUGAAGCUUGGCGACAAGGAGCUUGAUUAUUCUUCAAACUUCCGAUUAUAUUUUACCACCAAGAUGAUGAAUCCACAUUACACGCCUGAAGUGAGCACCAAGCUGGCCGUUAUCAACUUCACCGUGAAAGAGCAGGGACUUAAUGCGCAGCUCAGAGAUUUGGUUGUGCGGCGUGAACGCCCCGAGCUGGAUGCACAAAAGAACGAGCUCGUCGUAAAGGUGGCGAGGGGUAAGCGCAAGCUAAGCGAACUUGAAGAUUUGAUUUUGGAUUUACUGAGCAAGGCCUCCGGGUCUCUACUCGAUAACAUCGAACUCAUUGAUUCCCUGACUCGCUCAAAGAACACGAGCGAAGAGGUCACGGUGAGUUUAAAAAUCGCAGAAACCACUGGAGCGGAAAUCGAGCGAGCUGCGGCGGCGUACGCUCCUGCCGCAAUCCGCGCCACGAUGCUGUAUUUCACUUUGUACAGCCUCGCCGAUAUCGAUCCUAUGUAUCAAUUUAGUUUGGACGCGUACACGAGCUUGUUCGACAGUUCGAUAACGAAGUCAAAGAGAAAUACAUCCGCGGGCUCUGAUGAAGUGGAUGCACGCUUGAACGCUUUGAACGAAUACCAUACCUAUGCUGUCUAUCGUUACACUUCUCGCGGUUUGUUCGAAUCACACAAGCUUCUGCUUAGCUUGCAGAUGUGCGUGCAAAUUCAUUCUCAGCUCGGCCGCGUGCCGCCAGAUGAAUGGCAAUAUUUUGUAAGCGGCGGAGAGCGAGGAGCAAGCGGUGCUCAUGACUUCGGCGGCACCGAUAUGCGUGAUGAGACGCGUUCUUGGUUGAAUGAAGAUCAGUGGUCGAACGUACUCUCGCUGUCGAUCAGCUUUGAGAAGGUUCUUGGUACGCUUCCAGAAUCGAUAAAUGAAACGCAUACGAGUGAUUGGGAGGGGUGGUUUCGACACUCCAAACCCGAAACACAAGCGCUUCCAGGUGGUUGGGAAAAAGUGGUGACGACGCUUCAGAGACUCUUAAUUUUGCGGUCACUGAGAUUGGACCGCGUGGAGAGUGGAAUCAGGCGUUACGUCGCCGAGAAUCUCGGACCGAAGUUUAUCGAUCCACCCGUUCUCAAUCUGAAUGAAGUGUACUUUGAUUCAACCUGUGCGGUGCCGUGCAUCUUUGUCCUGAGUUCCGGCGUAGACCCAACGGCAAAUUUGAAGCAAUUGGCGGCGAGCAGAGACAUGAGUGAUAAGUUGUUCUCUGUCGCUCUUGGACAAGGUCAAGCGUCGAUCGCCACGGAGCUCAUCGACCGAGGACGGAAAGAAGGCCACUGGGUAUUUCUUGCAAACUGUCACCUGAUGACCUCUUGGCUGCCAAAACUCCAGGAAAUUAUUGAAAACUUCGAUGAUGAUGCACCGCAUGAAAAUUUUAGACUGUGGUUGUCGUCGAAUCCCACGCCUGAUUUCCCGCUAGCGAUUCUUCAACGCAGCUUGAAGAUGACGACGGAACCGCCCAAGGGAUUGCGCGCGAACUUGGCGCGCUUGUACAGCACGUGCGUGUCGGAUGAAUCAUUCAGUCAGUGUGCAAAAAGAGAUAAAUACGGGAGAUUGUUAUUCUCACUGUCGUUUUUCCACGCACUUCUGCUCGAACGGCGAAAGUUUGGAACUCUUGGGUUGAAUAUUCCGUACGAUUUCAAUGACACAGAUUUCUCCGUGAGUGAUGAUUUGUUGAAGUCGUACCUAGACGGUUAUGAAGAAACGCCGUGGGAUGCGCUACGCUACCUUAUAGGCGAAGCUAACUACGGUGGUCGCAUCACGGAUGAGAUUGAUCGGCGCGUCAUCAAGGCGUAUCUGCUGCAGUUUUUCUGUGAGGACGUUCUGAUGGAGGACGACUUCGCGUUGACUAGCGGCGCCCUGGGGAAGGUCUAUCGCAUUCCGUCGUGCACAAAUGAGCUCAAAAACCAUCGGGAAUUCGUCAACAAGUUACCGCUAAGUGAUCAAGCCGAGGCGUUUGGUCAGCAUCCGAACGCGGACAUCUCUUACAUGAUUGCCGAGAGUGAGGCAAUAUUGCGCGCGUGCACGAAAUUUCAUAUGGCAGAUGCGGGCUCGUCCUCCGCGAGCUCUCAGGCGAGCGCUGCGGCCCAAACCGAGUCUCGCGUCCUGCAGAUAAUCGAAGAUAUGCUUAAAACCGUUCCCGUCGCGCUCGAUUACGAGUCGAUCGCAAACAAGAAGAAGCAUGAUAUGAGUCCGCUCAACGUAAAUCUACUGCAAGAGAUUGAGCGCUACAACACGCUUCUCUCCGGAGUGCACUCGAGCUUGAACGAAUUGAAGAGAGGCAUCAAAGGAUUGAUCGUUAUGUCGAAUGACCUGGAUGAUAUUUUCCACGCCCUAGCCGCGAACAAGGUGCCCAAGAAGUAUCUCAAGGCGUAUCCAUCAUUGAAACCGCUCUCAUCGUGGACGCUCGAUUUAGUUCGACGCGUCGAACAAAUGUCAUCGUGGGCUCACGGCACGUACCCGAAGACAUAUUGGCUCGCUGGUUUCACUUACCCGACGUGCUUUCUCACAUCAGUGUUGCAGGCCAGCGCUAGGAAGGAUUGCAUACCCAUAGACGCGCUCUCAUUCACGUUUUCAAUCGUCGACGAGAAUGUCGACUCGGCGCCCGAUGACGGCGUCUUCGUCAGUGAGCUCUAUCUCGAGGGUGCCGGCUGGGACUGCGAGAAAAAGUGUCUGCGCGAGCCAAACAUGAUGGAACUCAUCGUGAAGAUGCCCGUGCUGCACUUCAAACCGACGGAGAGAAAGAGGAAAUCAUCGGCUCGAGCAAACGUUUUUGAGUGUCCCCUGUACAUGUAUCCCGUGCGUACCGGCACGCGCGAGAGACCCUCCUUCAUCACCAUGGUCGAGCUCGACGCCGGUGAUGCGGGAUCCGAGCAUUGGGUCAAACGCGGAACCGCCUUGUUGCUCUCUCUCGCGAAUUAA